Molecule: messenger RNA, 1755 nt
Organism: Aegilops tauschii subsp. strangulata
Lineage: Eukaryota; Viridiplantae; Streptophyta; Magnoliopsida; Poales; Poaceae
Product: noroxomaritidine synthase 1-like
Molecular function (GO): oxidoreductase activity, acting on paired donors, with incorporation or reduction of molecular oxygen; monooxygenase activity; heme binding
Source: RefSeq, a predicted model, not a curated record
ACACUACCGAUAACAAUGCCAAUUCUGUUCUCGCAAGAGCUGCCCAUCUACACACUACUAGUGCUGCUUGUUCUCCCCCUGUACUACUUGUACUCGAGGGCUAGUUGUAGAUCAAAUAACCCAGCAGUGCUCCCAACAAACUGGCCAAUACUGCACAUGCUCCCUUCCUUGGUGGCCAACCUCCAUAACUUGCAUGAUUAUUUCACCCUAGUCCUCGCUCGAUCAGGCCACAGUUUCAGAGCGCACGGCCCACCCGGGACCGGGAUGCGGUUGUUCGUCACACGCGAUCCUGCCAACGUCCGGCACAUCUUCACGACGAACUACACCAACUUCCCCAAGGGCGCAGAGUUUGCUGCAAUCUUCGACAUCAUGAGCGGCAGCAUCUUUACCAUCGACGGUGAGCCAGCUCGUCGGCAGCGCACGAAAAUCAAGAGCGUACUCAGCAGCCCGUGGUUGGUUGCUAGGAUGGAGGCUGGCUGCCGCGACAAGGUGGAGAACAGCCUCCUCCCGUUGUUUACGCACAUGGCCAGCACUGGCACCCCAUUCAACGUGCAAGAACUAAUGUCCAGGUUUAUGUUUGACAUGGCUACUAUACCUCUCUUUGGCGUGGACCCUGGUCUCCUGUCCUGGGACAUGCCGCCCAUGGAUGCCGCGGUUGCCAUGGACACGAUCAUGGAGGUGGCCUUCUUCCGAGUCAUGAUGCCGUCUUCUUGUUGGAAGUUAAUGAGGUGGCUAAAUAUUGGCACCGAGAGAAAGCUCCAAGUGGCACACAAGGUGCUAGGAGAGUUUGUCAGGGAGAUGUUGGAGAGGAGGAAGAUCAACACAUGCCGUCUUGGUAAUGCUGAGGAACAAGAGGGUGUGGAUAUUAGAUCUUGCUUCAUCAACGACCCAGACUACGCGGACGACGACUUGGCCCAUGCGAUGAUCAUUAGCUACAUGCUCGCUGCAAGGGACACAGUUGGAACGACCUUGACAUGGGUUUUCUACAACCUUGCGAAGAACCCUAGCAUCGUUUCAAUCAUCCGCAACGAACUCUCACCCAUUGCAUCACACAAAGUAGCGUCCGGUGCCGGUGCCAUGCUGAUCUUUGAGCCGGACGAGACCAAAUCUCUUGUCUAUCUAAGAGCGGUCUUGUACGAGACUCUCAGGUUGUACCCACCAGCACCUCUCGAGCGCAAGAUGGUGGCCGGCAAUGAUAUCAUGCCGAGUGGCCAUGAGGUGCACACCGGCGACACCAUCUUUAUUUCUCUCUAUUCCAUGGGGAGAAUGGAGGGUGUGUGGGGUAAUGACUGCCUCGACUAUAACCCAGAUAGGUGGAUCGUGAAUGAUGGCAACAACCUGAGGUACGUACCAUCUCACAAGUUCUUAGCCUUCAACUCAGGCCCAAGGAUGUGCCUCGGCAAGGACAUUGCAAUUAUGCAGAUGAAGACUAUCAUCGCCUCAACACUUUGGAACUUUGAUGUGCAGUUGAUGGAAGGGCAAAGCAUCCAGCCCAAGCCGUCUUGUAUACUGGAGAUGAAAAAUGGGCUCAUAGUUAAGCUGAACAAGCGAGUCAUUUAACAUUAGACUCUCCUUAUCUAUAACCAUACUUAUGGACACCAGUACGUACAGCUUUACGUCGCACAACCACAUUAUUAUCAAAUUAUAAGGGCACACAUAUAUCGCAUUUUAUCUUUCAUGUCAUCGAUAAUGUAUGUAUGUGAUGUUAUGAAUACAAUUAAUGUACGUAUGUAAAUGAUGAUAUGAAAUAGUGAA